AUGUCCAGCAAUGAGAUUAAGGUCUGGAAAUGUCCAACUUGCAGGGAAGAUAAUGUUUCGGAAACUAUUGAUGAGGAUAAACUAGACACAACUUAUGACAGUAAUGUUUCUCUCUCACUAGCUACAGAAAUUUAUGGCUUACAGUGUUUUAUGGCUAGUCACAAUAAUUCCCUAGCUACAUUAAAAGGAAAAAUUCAAGAUAUUGAUAUUGAUGGAGAGAUGGACCUAAACGCUUUACUUACAAUUGCUGCUGAAGCAGGCUCACUACUGCUUGAGGAAAAUGACAAAUUAAAACAGCAAAUUCAUGACUUGAAAAAUGACAGACACCAGGCUGAACAGCAGGCUGAAGAAAUAAUCAAGGAACUACGGGAUAAAGUAAAUAUCCUAACAGAAGAAAUAAAUAAACAAGAAAGUGUUCACGUACAUAAAACUCAAUCUUUAUAUGAAAAAAUGAAAACUGAAAUUGAAAAUAAGAAUAAUAUAAUUUCUCAGCUAGAAGAUGACAAGUUGAUGUAUAGGACUCAACUUAAGGAUCACAUGAAAGAGAAAGAGGAAUUGAAAUCAUGCAAAAAGGAGAUGGAUAAACUUAGUAAUGAACAAUCUAAGUUCCAGCUAACCAUGAAGGAUAAUGAAGAUUUAAAAACAAAGAUAAAUUUGCUGAUGAAUAAAAAAACCCUCUUAGAGAAGAAAAUUUUAGAAUUAGAGUCGAAAAAAGAAGCUGGGGACAGCCAUGCAAGAGAUUUAGCUCAAUUCCUCACUCCACUAAUGCCCCAGUACUCCGUCUCAUCCGGCUACUAUCCAGGUGCCUCACUGCUAUACGUGGUCGAACAGUUGGAGAAGUGCAACAACAGAUAUAAGGAGAAUGAUUGUAUCAUACUUAUUGACACAGCCUUCGCACACUGUAUUUCUGCAGAUAUUGGGGACAGAAACAAUAUGUCUGCAGGUGUAGCUGUAGUGUUUAGGAACCACUUCGGCAAACCAACAAAGGAUGACUUUAUAAACCAACACCUAGCAAGGCAAAAAGUAAAGAAUGGUUCUACUAUUUACAGUUUAGUAACCAAACAAAAAUACUUUGAAAAACCCUCUAUUACUGAUUAUGAAAAGGCGUUUGAGGAGAUAGCAGUAGACAUUAAAAAGAAUAGCCUCAAACAACUAAUCUGUUCACCACUCGGAUGUAUGAGGGACAGAAUACCACCUGAAAUUUUUAUGAAGAAUUUGUUGAAACUUCAAGAAUAUACUGGGGUAAAUAUUACAGUUGCUGUAAUUGACAACAAAAGGCACAUGGCUCGAAGAGAAAAUAAUCCUAGUACUGGAAGCAAGUCACCUAAUAUGGCUACAAACCUACAAGAUAUACUGAUGAGGAACCUAACACAAAUGACACCUCCUACAUUGUCCGACCCAAGGCGCUGCAGCAGCUAUCCUGAUGACAACAACCAUGAGCCGUCUGAUUUGCACCAGUCCAGCCGUAGUAGCAGUAGCAGCAGUGUCUCUGUGUCCAGUGAAGUGAAUGAGCAGUCUGAGAAAGUAUGUGAUAAAGUUAAAUCCCCCCCCAUUAUCACUCAUGGCCCCUUCUCCUUCUCAGAGAUGACAGAUGGAGUACACCUGUCACUCCAGGACUGUGAAGUAUGGAGUAUGGAGUGGUGUGGUAGUGGAAGGGACGGUCCAAGUGAAAUCUUCAGUACCGUUACCUGCGACUCCCUGCUUGCCGCUCUGAGACCUCUCCAGAAUUUCUCCAGAUAUCCAGGACUUCUCCAGGAUUCCAGGACCUCUCCAGAUAUCCAGGACUUCCUACAGAUCGACCACCCCGUCAGAAUACUAGAGACCCCGUCUACAGAUGCUGGAGAAAAGUUUUCUUCUUUCUCUAGACCAGACCGCACGCCCUGGAGUCCAGGAGACAGGAUGACGGGAAUGACAAGAAGACGAGGUCCAGAGAAGUCGAUCGGGAGAGUGAGCUCGACCGGGAAAGCUAAGACUGGAGACAACUCCGCUUACUUUCACCAUGGCAUUCGGUUUUUCCAAUUUCCUCCAGACAUUGUGAGUGAUACGAUAAAAGAGCAAUUGAAGGCCUUUCUACGAGGCUCUGCUAUGGCCGGCCGCUCGAGUAUGACCCACGACCUACUGCCUUCCAUUUCUCCAUUCCACCAUUCCUCCCUACACUUCUGGGUUUCCGACUUUCCCUGCUCCGGCUCUGUCCGGCUGACAACUGCUCUCCGGAUAAUCAGUCCUGGUGACAAGAGAAGAAAGCUCUUUUCGGGAGCUGAAGAGCUGUUUAAAAUUCAGGAAGUCUAUCUUGAUGAGAUCCCCGAUUAUUCUAAGUCGGUCAUCUUCUCCGUGGUGAAACUUAUGAGAAGUACUUGUGGUUCAGCUCUACCGGAAGAUGUGACUACGAGAAUGUUCCCUUUGCUGAUACUUUUAUCUGCCUGUGCGUUUUCUGUCUCCGGCUUCAGCGCUCUAUACUCCGAUCAGAACCCAACUCAAGGAAAGAAAUUUGGAGGUUACCGUAUUGUGCCAAAGACCUGUGCAGACUUAACAUCAAAUGGCAAGGCGAAGGGAGUGUGCAUGUUCAACUAUGAAUGUGCACAACGAAACGGUCAAGUGGUCGGAUCAUGCAUGGACGGUUUCCUCUUCGGUGCUUGUUGCAAACUUCCACCGGGAUCCGUCUAUCUUCCUCCAGGAGUUGAUGUUCCCUCCUCUUCCCCUUCAACAACAUCUCUCAAACCUAUUGACCACAACACCCUUUCUACAAAGCCAAUCACUCUUCAUCCUGUCGGAGAAACUAUUCUUCUUCACAAAAAUGGCUCUGUAGUAGUCGAUCAAAAUGAUCCACAGGAAUUUGAUUUACUGAAAAAGCCACAGGAAGGUUCUCCAUUACCGGAAGUCAAUACCCCAAGUUAUGUAAUUGAUCUUGAGAAUCAUCUGUCUUCAACUAACGUUUUCACAAAAACCGAUGACGAUUCAUCUCAUUGGGUAACCAAACACCCCUAUAAUUCCAAUACACAGGCCAUGUCUAAAACCACUCAGUCCGAAUUCAAUGCAGUCACACCUUCAAUGCAGGGCACCACCCGUCAUGAUGAGGAGAACUUUCCUUCGACAACUGACGAUGACACUGUUACUAAACAUUCCACACUCAGUAUGCAAACACAUUCUACUACUAAGUUACCGUCCUAUGUUUACUUCACAAAACCAGGCCCUACAAAAGAUUCCAACAAACCUGUACUGUUUACAAAGCCCAUAUCUUACACCUCCAGCAACCAACCCCUGAAACCAAAACCUGUUACAUCAAAUACUUUUACUCAAUCCACUACUGAAAAAAGCUACUCGACUCAUUCCCUACCACAUGAAGACAAUAUGCUCCUCAUUCCUACCAUAACAAACAGCAAACCUGGAAUUGAGGAUGUAACUGAUGCUGUAUCUAUAAAUCACAUCCUUCAUCUUUUGAACGAUACUGAACCAGUUCCUGAACCUAUUUCAACAAGUUCACCCAGUUUAUCAACCUGGGUUUCAAUCAACGGGAAACCUGAGAAAACCGGUUCAUAUCCCUCCUCAUACACAACCUCCCACUACUAUGAAUAUGAAGCCUCUAAUGAGCCUUCUGUGAGUACGACAGUGCAACAUGUUCAAGGACCUUCAUUCCAAGUGACCCCACAAGUAGACAUCACACCAAAACCCCAUGACAACACUACACCCGAGCCUCCUCCUACAGUGAUAGUGCUGGGUCCUUUCAACACUUACUCCUCAGUGAAACCAGCAAACACUCCCAGUUACAACGACAAUCAACAGAAACCGUCACAAACCGUGACUGUUCUGUCCCCCUUCCAGCACUCGACCGUAGUGACUGUGAAGCCAACAGGCAGUGUGAUAUCAGUGAAACCUCCACCUCAUUCCACCUACAAUCACCAACCAUCGUGGACCACUGCUUCUCCCUACAUCUCUGUUACUCACCCAUCCACUGGUGGAUCUCAACAGAUGACCAGUCCAGUUCAUCUUAUAACCAAACCUCCUAAACCUUAUCCUUCGAUUUAUUCAUCCAACAAACCGAUCACUUUCACCACUGUAAAACCAGUCCAGACUUACAUAUCUCAAAAGCCUGGGAGUUACAUAUCAAAUAAGCCAGUUCUUAUUACUUCCUCAAAACCGGGAUACCCGCAACAGAAUAGACCUAUUUUUGUUUCAACUAACUCAGUUUCAAGUCUUGAUACAUCUUCGAGCAAACCUGUCCAGUCUUCUUACAUAAAGCCUAAACCUUCAGAUAAAUACAGACCCACUGUCAACACUGUGAGGCCAGUGUCUGUGAUAACACAAUCUGAUGAUGAACCAGUGGUGAAUAGUUCAAGUCUUCUUGUAGCAUUUCCUCCAGUGAGAGAUCCAAACAUCACACUCCUCUCACAAUCUGAUAAGCCGGACCUCUCUACUUCAACCACUGCCAUCGACGAAGAGCAAUCAACGGUGAACUUCAUUGAAGAUGACACACUUAAUGACAAAGUCCACGGUUUUGUAGAAAAAAUAGUUCAGUCACUUGAAGGGAACUUUGUUGACUUAGAAAAUGUUCUAUUAGAUGGUCAAACAAAGCCAAAUGCUACACUGUCUCAAAAACCAGUGAAAAAGCCUUCCACAGUGUCAACUUCUUCAAAACCUUCCAGACCCACAAAAAAACCCUCUACUAAACCUACUACUCCAAAACCACUUGUAUCAAUCACAAAACCGACAUCGGUUAAGCCGGAUAUAUCCAUUUACACAAAUCGCCCAACCACGACUGUAUUACUGUCUACCAACUACAAACCACUAGACGAUAGUGAAAACAAACCCACUAAAAAACCUACUUCACCCUCGACAUUGGUUGUUUAUCAAUCGAGCCCAACCUCGACGACCACAAAACGACCGACGCCAACAACAGUUGUCUUAGACAACAUCAGUAUUGUCGAAGAACAAACUGAAGCUUCGCCAUCAAAACCACCGUCGGAAGUGAACUACAAGAAGGAGUGUGGUGUUAGACCGCUGAUGAAAAAUGGAAGAAUUGUUGGGGGAAAGGGAGCAACAUUUGGAGAAUGGCCGUGGCAAGUUCUCGUGAGAGAGGCAACAUGGCUUGGGCUAUUCACCAAGAACAAAUGUGGAGGUGUUUUGAUCACUAGUAGAUACGUGAUCACAGCCGCUCAUUGCCAACCAGGGUUUUUGGCUUCGCUAGUGGCAGUGUUUGGAGAGUACGACAUCAGCGGGGAGUUAGAAUCCCAACGCAGUGUCAGCAAGAAUGUGAGGAGAGUCAUAGUGCACAGACAGUAUGAUGCGGCUACCUUUGAGAACGAUAUUGCACUUCUUGAACUAGAAUCCCCAGUCGCGUUUGACUCACACAUUGUACCUAUCUGCAUGCCUCAAGACACUGACGAUUUCACAGGAAGAAUGGCCACAGUCACUGGCUGGGGAAGAUUAAAAUAUGGAGGUGGAGUACCAAGUGUCCUGCAGGAAGUUCAAGUCCCAGUCAUAGAGAACUCUGUCUGCCAGGAAAUGUUCCACACAGCUGGUCAUUCCAAGAGUAUCAUCAGCAGUUUCCUCUGUGCAGGAUAUGCCAACGGUCAGCGGGACUCUUGUGAGGGUGACAGCGGAGGACCCCUGAUGGUAGAGCGAGAAGAUGGUCGGUGGGUUCUGGCCGGCACCGUAUCACACGGUAUCAAGUGUGCGGCACCCUACCUACCUGGUGUCUACAUGCGCACAACCUAUUACAAACCAUGGCUACAAACCAUCACCGGGGUCCACUGACGCCCGCUUUCCUGACAUUGUGAUAUGUACUUUACUUCCAAAGACUGUUAAUCGUGUAUAAAUCGACUGUGUCCAUAUUGUAUAGAAUUUUAUGAGUACGCACUAUGUGUCUUAGUUAAUGCUUGAUGUUCUUUUGUGAAAACUCUUCCUUUCACUGUUAACUGUUUUAUUCAAAUGCUAAAAGCUUUAUGAAUCUGCACAUGAGAAAAAUUUUUUCUGUGUAAUGAAAAUUACAUGGAAUUUGUGAUGCAAUUGUAUAUAGUUAAAAGCUUCAGCAGGAAUGUAAGGGAUAAGCGAUGUAUGAUUAGCAACUGGCAAGUUUAUGGUGAAUUUAAAUAGGAAUAAUUUGCUGAAGAUUUUACUGAUAUUAAGUUCCCAAUUUAUAAAUUCUUAAUUCAAUGUUACAUUAGACACAACACAAAUUGAUACAACACAGAUUUAUAAAUAAAUACACUCAAUUAUUGUUUCAUUAUUGUGGAUUCACUAAAUCAGCUGAUAGAUUUGGAAUUAGAAACAGCUGUUGCUAUCCU
Molecule: messenger RNA, 6281 nt
Organism: Macrosteles quadrilineatus (aster leafhopper)
Lineage: Eukaryota; Metazoa; Arthropoda; Insecta; Hemiptera; Cicadellidae
Product: serine protease filzig-like
Exons: 14
Coding region: 1-5751 (1916 amino acids)
Biological process (GO): proteolysis
Molecular function (GO): serine-type endopeptidase activity
Source: RefSeq, a predicted model, not a curated record